UACUAAACAACAUUAUACAUUCUGACAAAGUCAUAACAGAACUACAAGAAAUCAAAAAAGAAAUCAAAAAACAUUUUGAAGAGUGGACAAAGAGCAAUCCUAUGAACAACAACUACUGGAAUGAAUGGCAAAAACAAUACAUGCUACAAAAAAGAAUAAACAAGUCAUGA
Messenger RNA from Cetraspora pellucida, 170 nucleotides. The record is from the annotation of a GenBank genome assembly. Lineage: Eukaryota; Fungi; Glomeromycota; Glomeromycetes; Diversisporales; Gigasporaceae.